AUUUAACUACAGUAUAGGACAUGUGAGACGAUCGUCACAGCGGUCACAGACAGUACCAUGCCUAUCGCAGACCUAUUGGGUGUCCAGCUCGACAUGCAGUUCCUGUGGAGGUUGAGUCUUUCUGCGGCUGUGGUGCUGCUGGUUUCCUGGGCUUACAAAUUUUAUAGUUCGAGGGACAGGCGGACAAGGGGAUUAUGCGGCAACAAAAAUGGAAGUUGCCAAAACUGCAGUGCGAUGUUGGACUUAACAAAAAAUGAAUCAGAAGAUGUGGACAAAGAGAUACUCAAUCUACACAGGCAGUCAGCAGUCUCCACCAGUAAUAUUUCAUUUGGAACUUCUUUGAAGCAUUCGCAUCCAGCUGAGAAAGGGAUGGCCAAUGCAACAGGGCGCGUCUCCCCGUGCUUUCUGCAGCGGCUAGAGGGGAGUGUGGGUGUGGGCAGGGAGCUCAGGCAGGACUUAGAACGCCAGGGGGCCCACUGCAGUUUCCUCUCCAAGGCCGAGAUCAAAGUCGAGGACGCGAACGUCCUGGCGGAGGGAACAGGAGAUCAGAUUGUACGCGGGAAGAUAUAUGAUUACUACGUGGAGUCCUCCUCUCGUUCAAUUACAGAAUUGGGAGAGACUAAAUCAGUAGCAGAGAUUGUGCGUCAUGGCAACGGUGAAUCUCUUUCCUCCAUGAACACCAUCAUUUUGCGUGAUCUGGUUUUAACGCAGAGCAAUGAUCAGAAUUCCUACACUCCGCUGGGGAAGCUCAAACAGAGGCCCCCCGCCAGGCCCACACUGCAACGCAACCAGAGUUAUCAGUCUGCCGCAGAGGAGUCAGAGUUUGCCAUUCCCCCCCUGACUUCAAGAGGCGCAACUCCAGCGACAUACUCUCCCACUUCUCCCUCAGUUCACUGUAAGAUCUGUCCUUCAAUAGAAAAUGUAAAUGUGGAAGAGUCAGAGCCAGAUGCAAAACCUUUAUUUUUACAGCUUCAACUAAGUGACUGUACAGAUUUAGAAAGUGUGAAAAGUAGGAUAAAUUUAGGCAAUUGUUUGGAAAUUUUGCAAUUGGCCAAAAGAGAGGAGCACACAUUACUUCAGCAAGCAGCUCUUUGUGUUAUGUCCGAUAACUAUUUACAAGUGCUCAGAGAUCCUAACCUUUAUGGAAGACUAUUGGCAGGAGAAAGGGAGCAAAUCAGGAAGUUGAGAAUGAAAGGAAGAGUGUAUGUUAUGGUGGCUGACAUGGACCCUCAGGACUGGGUCCAAGACACAGAAGAAAUUCAGCCUUCCAGUGCAAUAUACUACUACGAUGACUACAAAGAUAACUGGCAAAAACUGUGCCAGAUACCGCCCGAAGUCAUCUCCAAAGCUUGCAGCAUGUGUACCCUGGAUAACUACCUUUAUGUAGCGCUGGGCUGCCAGUGCACAGGCAGGGAAGUGACACCAUCAAAGCGAGUGUUUUGCUAUAAUCCUUUGACAUCCAUUUGGAGAGAGAUCAGCCCUAUGAACCAAGCUAGGCCGCGGUGCAAGCUGGCAGCUCUUGAUGGUUGCAUAUACGCCAUCGGGGGCGAGUGUCUGUCCUCUGUGGAGCGCUACGACCCACGCUUGAACAGAUGGGCGUUCGUGGCACCACUUCCUAAUGACACUUUUGCGGUCGCCCAUCACGUUGCAGUAUGCGAUGGGGAGAUUUUUGUAUCUGGGGGGACGUUACGGUGCAUGUUACUGCGCUACAACCCUCAAGUGAACUCUUGGAGGGUGAGUCUGCUAGGGAGUAAAGACCGGACAGCAGAUAUGGUGGCAGUGGGGAGGUUUUUGUACCGUUUUGAUGUGAAUCCACUGCUAGGGCUCAGCGUGUAUCGGUAUCACUCCUUUGCCAGAUUGUGGUAUGAGUGCAGUAGCAAGCGUAUACUUAGAUGUCCAGCUUUUCAGUGUGUGGUGAUGUAUGGGAAUAUUUACUGUGUGAAUCGCCAGUUCACUCUAAAGUUUGAUGCUGACGAGGUGUUCCCUGCUUUUGCAGAUGAGGAGUUGAGUGUGCUCCCUGCAGCUAAGGGCAUGUUAUUCCCAUUUGUCCUCUCUCUGCCUGAUAAGAACCCUCGUCAGACCAGUGUGUAACAAGGGUUGGGCUUUCAGCAAUAACAUUAGUUAAUGGGUUGCUAAAGUCACCUAAAACAUUAUAUUUUUUGCAACUCUUGUUAUGAUCACUUUGUUUAAUGUAUAUUAAUGCAGAUGUUUAGAUUUCAUUUUAUUUUAUAAAUCAGUUAGAUCUAAUUCAAAUCUGUAGUGUUGAAUAUUCAGGGGCAAUGUUUUUUUUUUUUGUUUUUUUUUUUACAUAUUCAAUGCCGUGAACUUGUCUCCAGCUCAUGUCAAUAAUGGAAAAAAACAGAUGCAAAUUGGAUGCUAUUUUAAGCCCUAUUUCCCAUGAUAUUUCCGCUUGUCUAAUCUUAUGUCAUUGUAGGUAUUAGGCCUCCUGUAUCUGCAUGUACAUCAUAGAUUUCCAAUUAAACUACUCAAGCUUAUUCAAUAAGUGACUAAUUUAUCAUAAUGUGUGGCAGGUUGAAUGAACACUGUUGUGAAAGCAAUACAAUUAUGUACAAUUGCUCUUUGUAUGUGACAUGUUCUAAAUGGCAUAAUGGCAUUUAAUGAGACACUUCCAACCCACUUCCUUCAAAUUUAGCUUUACAAGAACUGUCUGACUCUUGUCUGUAAGCAUUUGUUUUAAUUAUACCUGCACAAUCAGUGUAAAUGUUAUCCCUUCAGUUGUAAUCAUCAAAGACUAAUGGCAAUUUCCAUAAAUCUUUGAAGUGUAAAAACAUGUUGCAAAUGGUAAUAAAAAUUCUA
This is a messenger RNA of Periophthalmus magnuspinnatus, 2817 nucleotides long. It is a transcript of the gene klhdc7a, whose product is annotated as kelch domain containing 7A. Gene Ontology annotation, molecular function: protein binding. The transcript is spliced from 2 exons. The coding region runs from base 58 to 2091 and encodes 677 amino acids. NCBI's taxonomy places the organism in Eukaryota, Metazoa, Chordata, Actinopteri, Gobiiformes, Gobiidae. The record is from RefSeq and is a predicted model, not a curated record.